Messenger RNA from Humulus lupulus (European hop), 2619 nucleotides. RefSeq names its product homeobox protein knotted-1-like 3. Gene Ontology annotation, cellular component: nucleus. Gene Ontology annotation, molecular function: DNA binding. Gene Ontology annotation, biological process: regulation of DNA-templated transcription. Lineage: Eukaryota; Viridiplantae; Streptophyta; Magnoliopsida; Rosales; Cannabaceae. The coding region runs from base 491 to 1873 and encodes 460 amino acids. The transcript has 6 exons. The record is from RefSeq and is a predicted model, not a curated record.
UAGAUAGAAGUAAGAAGGACUCUCUCUCUCUCUCUCUCUCUCUUUAAGUUUCAACAAUAUUAAUGUAAAAGCAGUUUACCGGCUAUUUUGUCGCCUGAAAACCGCUCUUCAUCGGUUAAAAAACGAUUAUUUCUCUCUCUAAAAACUCUCCCCCUAUAUACGUUUGUAGUAAGUAGUUCAUAUCGACUUCCCUUUCAACUCUAUCUCUCUUGAAAAAAAACACAUAGGCAACCAUUUAUCUUGUUUCGCCAUAUCUCUAUCUUAAACAGCUCCAACGCUGAAACUCUCCUUACUCUCUCUCUCUCUCUCUCUCCAAAUACUUUUUUUUCUUUCUUUUUUCUCGUUCACAUCUCUAUUUCAACAACUUCAUGAGAAAGUCAUAACUUUGUUCAAAAAAACCAGAGUCAAUACAUAACAAACUAUAGUACUGGUUGGUUCUGGUUCUGGUUCACUGUCUUUUGUAUAGAAGUAAUAUAUAUACACAUAUCCGAUGGCGUAUCAUAACCAUCUCUCAUCCCAAGACCUUCCACUCCACCACCACCACCACUUCGGAGACCAAAGCCAACAACAGCAACAGAACCAGACCAUCCUGCCGGACCAGUUGGCCAUCGCCCACUCCUCGCCCGACCCGACCUCCAAGUCGGUUCAGAACGCAGCGCCCAAUUGGCUUAAUAACGCUCUUCUCCGGACCCAAACCCAUGCCCACUUCGGCUCCGCCGACAACGCCAACGGAAACAGCCACGUCAGCAACACCAACUUCCUUAACCUCCAUACCGCCUCCGAUUCUGCGAAUUCCGGCCAGGCUUCCAAUCAAUGGCUCACCCGCCCGAUCCUCCAGCGCAACCACAGUGACGUGAUUGAUGACGUGGCUGCUGCUGCUGCUGCCGCAGCUGCAGCGGGCGACUCAAUGAUUGCCGGCGCCAUGUCGCACGACUCGGCUGAGAUGAAGGCGACGACUAACGGUGACAAUAAUAACUUAAACAAGAGUGAGGGAGUGGUGGUCGAAAGCGGCGGAGGCGACGGUGGAGGAGUCAUAAACUGGCAGAAUGCAAGGAACAAGGCGGAGAUUCUUUCGCACCCGCUGUACGACCAAUUGCUUUCGGCACAUGUGGCGUGCCUCCGGAUCGCCACUCCCGUGGAUCAGCUGCCUAGGAUCGACGCCCAGCUGGCUCAGUCACAGAAUGUGGUGGCCAAGUACUCAGCUUUGAGUCAGGGCUUGGUUGGUGAUGAUAAGGAGCUUGAUCAGUUCAUGACGCAUUACGUUCUGUUGCUCUGUUCUUUCAAAGAACAACUUCAACAACAUGUUCGAGUGCACGCAAUGGAAGCCGUUAUGGCUUGCUGGGAGAUUGAGCAAUCUCUACAAAGCUUAACAGGAGUAUCUCCCGGCGAAGGUACCGGUGCCACAAUGUCCGACGACGAAGACGAUCAAGUAGACAGUGACGCAAAUUUGUUUGAUGGAAGUCUCGAGGGUCCUGACAGCAUGGGAUUUGGGCCUCUAAUCCCAACAGAGAGUGAAAGGUCCUUAAUGGAGCGUGUUAGACAAGAGCUGAAGCAUGAAUUGAAACAGGGUUAUAAGGAGAAAAUUGUUGAUAUAAGAGAGGAAAUUCUGCGAAAGAGAAGAGCAGGAAAACUACCUGGGGACACUACUUCUGUCCUAAAAGCUUGGUGGCAAUCUCAUUCCAAGUGGCCAUAUCCCACGGAGGAAGACAAGGCAAGGUUGGUGCAAGAAACAGGUUUGCAACUGAAGCAAAUUAACAACUGGUUCAUCAACCAAAGGAAAAGGAAUUGGCACAGCAACCCCUCCACCUCGACAGUUUUGAAGAGCAAGCGCAAAAGUACUGCAGGUGAAAACAGCGGAGAUCGCUAUGCGUAAACGGAAGAAACAAUAUAUUAUAUAUAAGUAUAUAUUUAUUACCUAUCAAUAUACAUCGGUAUCGAUGGGUCAGAACAAGUCAAUCCAUUACUGUAAUGAUCAAAGAAUCAAGCUUUACUACAUCAUGAUCCCACGUAUAUAUAUAUAUAUAUAUAUAUAUUAUAUAUAACAUUGGAGACGUACAAGGCAGACAGAGUAAGGCUUUGUGGAAGAGAAAAGGCUUGAUCAGAUGAAAGAAGCAUAUAUUGCUUCUACAGUUAAAAGAUAAACAAAAGCUAACAGCGAUGAUGAUGAGCCAUAUAUAUAAUACAGGUUUACAUGCUCAUGAUCAAAGAAUAUAUAUAUAUAAUAUGCAAGGCAAGGGAGAUGGGCCGAUGGUAUAACUAUGAAUAAUGAGCUGAUCUGUCGUUUCUCGUAUAAUGGUAUCCAACAGAAGUUGAGUAAUUAGAAAUUAUAUUAUCGAGACUCAAUUUAUAGAUAGUUUCACAGGCUUAGUACGUAGCCGGGUCAUAAUUAUUUUUUCUUCCUUUUGUCCUAUUUGUGAAUAAGGACAGCGAGGGGCUUUUUUUUUUUGUUUGGGGGGGGGGGGGGGGGGGUUGUACGGUGUAAUGAUCUGUGCAUGUUUUUCGUAUACGGUGAUCGCAUUGAUUAUAGCUUUUUUGUUUGGAAAUUUAUGUAGAGAUAAUAUAUAAUUCCUAGCAAAUUGUGGUAUUAUUUAUUAUAAAUGUCUGCUUAUUAUAUAGCAA